CUAUCUCUAAAGCGUGAGUGUAUCUCCAUUCAUGUCGGCCAGGCCGGCUGCCAAAUUGGGAAUUCGUGUUGGGAGCUCUACUGCUUGGAGCACGGCAUCCAGCCGGACGGGCAGAUGCCCGACAGCGGAGUCGGUGGAGGGAGAGACAACUCCUUCAACACCUUCUUCAAUGAGACUGGAUCUGGAAAACAUAUUCCCAGAACAAUUUUUGUCGACCUGGAGCCAACAGUCAUCGAUGAAGUUCGAACUGGAACCUACCGGCAGCUCUACCACCCGGACCAGCUGAUCACGGGGAAGGAGGACGCAGCCAACAACUACGCCCGUGGUCGCUACACUACCGGACAGGAUAUCAUCGAGCUGGUUAUCAAUAGGACUCGUAAACUGGCCGACCAGUGCACGGGUCUCCAGGGUUUCUUCAUCUUCCGUUCCUUUGGAGGAGGAACCGGCUCCGGCUUCACCUCUCUGCUGAUGGAGCGUCUCUCUGAAGAGUACGGGAGAAAGUCCAAGCUGGAGUUCGCCGUCUAUCCAGCUCCUCACUUGUCCACGGCGGUUGUGGAGCCCUACAACGCCGUCCUGACCACCCACUCCACCCUGGAGCACUCCAGCUGCACCUUCCUGGUGGACAACGAGGCCAUCUAUGACAUCUGCUGCAAGAACCUGGACGUGGAGCGCCCCACCUACUCCACCCUCAACCGACUGAUAGGACAGGUGACCUCCUCCAUCACCGCCUCCCUGCGCUUCGACGGCGCCCUGAACGUGGACCUGAUCGAGUUCCAGACCAACCUGGUGCCCUACCCUCGGAUCCACUUCCCUCUGGCCACCUACGCCCCGGUCAUCUCUGCGGAGAAGGCCUUUCACGAGCAGCUCUCCGUGGCUGACAUCUCAAACGCCUGCUUCGAGCCGGCCAAUCAGAUGGUGAAAUGCGACCCCCGUCACGGCAAGUACAUGUCCUGCUGCCUCCUGUACCGUGGAGACGUGAUGCCUAAAGACGUCAACGCCGCCAUCACCGCCAUCAAGUUGAGGCGCAACGUCAAGUUUGUGGACUGGUGUCCCACCGGGUUCAAGGUGGGCAUCAACUACCAGCCGCCCACGGUGGUUCCUGGUGGAGACCUGGCCAAGGUGCAGAGGGCCGUGUGCAUGCUGAGCAACACCACCGCCAUCGCCGAGGCCUGGGGUCGCCUGAACCACAAGUUCGACCUCAUGUACGCCAAGAGGGCCUUCGUGCACUGGUACGUGGGAGAGGGAAUGGAGGAGGGAGAGUUCUCUGAGGCCAGAGAGGACAUGGCCGCCCUGGAGAAGGAUUACGAAGAGGUCGGAGCCGACACCGUUGAAGACGAAAUUGACGAAGAAGAGUAG
This is a messenger RNA of Limanda limanda (common dab), 1356 nucleotides long. Its product is annotated as tubulin alpha chain-like. Gene Ontology annotation, molecular function: structural constituent of cytoskeleton; GTP binding. Gene Ontology annotation, biological process: microtubule cytoskeleton organization; mitotic cell cycle. The annotation marks the transcript as partial. The record is from RefSeq and is a predicted model, not a curated record. Gene Ontology annotation, cellular component: microtubule; cytoplasm. The transcript has 3 exons. NCBI's taxonomy places the organism in Eukaryota, Metazoa, Chordata, Actinopteri, Pleuronectiformes, Pleuronectidae.